UAUCGGUCGGGAUUUGUAGUCAGGGGAUUGGUCAGGGCUUUAGGGUAACCCAAAUUAAUUCCCCGCCAAAUUGAAACGUAAACAAGAAAUUUUAUCACGGACCCCGAUUGUUAUUUUCCGAUUUUAAACAGCACACAAUGGCGAGAAAAAGAAGAAAGCCGACUGUUUGCCAAACAAAGAAGUACUCUUACAUGAACCAACAAAAGCUAGAUAUAAUCAAAGAAAACCAACUUUCUUGCUCCAAACCAGCAGUUAAUAAACAUCAUAAAGGGAAUGAGAGAUUAUCUGAGAGUGAAGAUGAGAUGCCUUUAAAUUAUCCAACACGUCUGAUGUGCAGAGGUAAAGUCAAUGAUAGCGGACUCUGUAAUGAGGAUGGAGAAUACACUUGGAAGAAUGGUAGAAUUAUACUCCAGCUUGUAAAUGGAUCAUGGACAAUCAGCGUAGAAUAUGAAGCUAUACAGAAAUAUGUAGCACUAUCUUCAAACAUUAUAUGUGACCUCUCCUGUAACUCUGAACUAAAGAUACAGUUACGUCCAAAUGGAGGCUCUACACAACAUUGUAUGACGUUUAACUUCAAACCACACGCCAAAAAAGAGGAAGGUGAUAUGAGGAAGGUGUAUAAGAAACUGUUACAGAUACAAAAGGGGAAUGGACAGCCAGAUCAGAAUAAAACCUUGACCAACAAACCACCAUUAAAACAGACAGACUUAUGCCAUGGUAAUCCACAAGACAAUCAGAAUAAAACCCUGACCAACAGACUGCCAUUUAAACAGAUUGAUGAAAACCGUGAUAAACCACGAGACAGUCAAAGUAAACAACAGCCAACAAGUACAAGCCAAAUGCAAAAACCAAGAAACAUUCUAUCACCAUUGGCCUGUAGAGGAAAAAUUAAAUGUUUUAGAAGUGACCCUACCAAGUUACCAUGGAGAAGUGGGUCACUCAGUGUAGAACUUUAUCAAGGGAAAUGGACCUUGACCUUGGACUAUGACAUCAGACAAAGUGUCACACAGAAAUGUUACGAGCUCAGACCAGAUACUGUUAAAACCGUUGACUGUUUAACCCAACUUAGAUUAACCUUAGAACUUGGUCAAAAGAGUUUUUUAUAUUUCCAUCUUAUUCCAAUGAAAUCUGUUGAGGAAGAGAAAAUGAAGAAUAUUUAUGAAAAGUUGUUGGAAAUUCAGAAGAUGAACGCUGUUCCUACAGUAAUAAAGAAUAUGUCUGAUUCUGAAGAUGAGAAUUUUAAGGAAUAUGAAAUUGAACCAACCAAGCAUAAAGUUCAGCCAGGGAGAAUAUCUCCAAGACAACCAAAAGUUACAACAAUGCAAGAAAGAACAUCUCCCAUGGAAAUUACAUCAAAUCAGAAUCUUGAUAAAGAAGCACUAGAACACGUUGAAAUUUCACCAUAUGAAACUGAGAUAAUAGCUGACACAGAGAUAUUUAAUAUCCCAACAUGCCAAAAUCUCAUUUCAAAGGACACAGACUUGAGUAGCAAGGUGCCCCUUACACAGACAACCCAACUGAAAUGUAGUGGAAAGAUGAAGCUGGUUGGAGAAGAGUUAUGUUUGCCUAAAUGGAGGGAUGAUGGAACGCUAAAAAUGAAGUGUGUAGAUGGAUCAUGGAAAAUGGAUUUAAAUUACUAUGUUAUAGGAGAUGGAAUGAUAAUAAUGAAAUAUAAUGUUUCUACAGGAAUUAUUGUUAAGGUUACAUGUAAAAGUCAACUGACAGUGGAGUUUAAACCUGUCGACAGCCUGCCUGUUGUAGUUCAUCUGAGGCCUUAUACAGUCAAUGACAGGAAUAAUAUGAUCAAAGUGUUUCAUAAACUACGGGAGAUUCAGAGGAAUGAGGUAAACCAGCCAGCUGUGAUUAGUAAUAAAAGAUCUGUCUCUGAUCUUUCACAUCAAGAAUCCAGGGAGGACACAAGUUGCAAAAGAAUGAAAACUUUGCCUGAUUCAAAUGAGGGCCUGACAGUUAUUCAAGCAGGAGCAACAUUGAAUGAGGAAUUAAUCAGAUUUCUUGAAAGAGCCGCCACAAAACCAACAAUAAUCCAAACUUGCAGUCAGAAUGAUCAGGACUUUAAUGAAGAUGAUAUAAAGAGCAUUGCUGAUGUGUGUAGAAACUGUAAACAUGAUAAAAUACUUAUAACACAUAGGACUGCUAAAUUAGGGACAUUUGCUGAAUUUCUUGCCACACAGGAUUUACAUAAAACUAUCUUACUAGCUGCAGAUGACCUUGAACUUACGGCUGAUUUUACUGUUGGAUAUACACUUGGUGUUUUACAGUGUUUAUCUGAAAAAGAUAUUUAUAUUAUCAGGGAUGGAAGAUUGAUUCAUUGGUCAAAAGUGUCACAUGAUAUAGCAUAAGCAAGGCUAUUGGUUAAAAGCUGAUUGUCACAUGAUAUAGGAUAAGCAAAUUCAUUGCUUCAAGGAAAAGUUGAUUCAUUGGUCAAAAGUGUUGCAUGAUAUAGCCUGAGCAUGUCCAUUGGAUCAAAACGGAUUGUCAUAUGAUAAAGAAUAAACAAAUUAGUUGGUUUCAGGCUGAAAAUGGAGACUAGUCAACUAUGUGUACCAUAAAUAAAAUUACAAAUCCACAAUUACAGCUGAUAUGGAGAGUAUAACUUUACUGUUGUGUAUAGUGCUCAGAACUCAGGUCUCACAAGUGAAAUUCUUAUAGUGCUUUCGUUUGAGUUUUAUUACCAGGUUUUAUGAUCACAUUAAUUUGUCCGAACUGUUUUAUUAAUUUUAAUGGUUUUAUGAUGACUAAUUUCUGAGGAAUGUUUUCUUAUGCAAUCAAGAACUAAAAAAAAAAUAUCUUUUUUUCAUAACAAUGUUGUGCAGGAUGUUCCUACAACAUGACAUUUUACCAAAAAUGCAAGGAUUUUAUAGUGCUCAGAGUUUGAUAAUAUUUUUAGAAGAUUCUGUUUUAAAUCCUAAGGAAAAACCUUAUUAUUUACCUGUAUAUAAAUAUAUGGCACAAAUGAAAGAUGUAAUUUUUGGCGCAAUAGUAAAGAUAUUGAUAAAAGUUUUUUGUAUAAUACAAACCAGACAUGGUUCUCUGUUAGACAAAUGAGCAGACACUAAGUAGUAGAUCUUACGGUAUGAUUUAAUGUUGAAUAAGAUAUAACUUGCAUGAUAGGAAUUAGUAAAAAAUGUAUAUAUAUUGACUUAAAUAUUGUUACAGUGGAACUUGCCUAAUCCAACACACUACAUGACCAGAAAAAAAUGUUGGAUAAAAAAGGAUGUUGGAAUAUUCAGGUUUUAUCGCAAGGAUAGGUCUAUUUUGGGACCAUGAAAUUGUGUCUGUUAAAACAGGAUGUUGGAAUAUCCAGAUGUCAGAUUAGGAAGGUUAUACUGUAUUUCAUUUAUAAAAAAAAAUAUUGUGAUUUCCCAUUUUAGAAAUAAUAACACAUAAUUUCACACCUGACGUCAUCCAAUGAAAGACUUUGUUAGUGAUGUUACAUUGAAACAAAAUGAGAACAUGUAGAUAAGAUAUAGAACCUUGUGUUUUAAUUUUAAGUUCAAUUUAAAAGCCCAUAGCCAUUUUAAUAAAAAGAGUAAAUAACUAGAUAUAAAAAGAUGUUCAACUUGUGACUUAAAACUAAUAAUUGAUUCAAGCAUUACACACAUUUAUUAUGUUCUUGAACCAAUGUGUUGUUUUGUCAUUUGAUUCUAUAUUAAAUUUUUCAAUUUAGUUAUUCUAUAAAUAUGUAUAAAAUAUGUUCCCUAUGAUAAGAUCUUUGUAAUUUAGAUGCCAAAUUAUAUUUUUGACCCUUAAUAUCACUGUGCACUAAACAUAUUAAAAUUAAAGUAAUAGUGGGACAUCUGUGUACAGUAGACACAUUCUUGUUUGAUUUAAUCAUUCUAUAUUAAAGUAUGUAUAAAAUAUACCAGUAUAGCUGAAUCAAAUGUGAACAAAGACAAGUAAGAAUUCAAUAUGUCAGUUUACUUUUCUAGUCAUGUAAUUAAAAACAUAAUAGUCACUGUAAAUGAACUUAUUUUUGAGGAUCCUAUAUUUCUUGAUUGGUCCAUUCUAACUGACUUAAUCAAGUUUGUGGAAAUUUUGUUUUUUUGCAAUUUUCUUCUGC
This is a messenger RNA of Mytilus trossulus (common blue mussel), 4081 nucleotides long. RefSeq lists its product as uncharacterized. The record is from RefSeq and is a predicted model, not a curated record. The transcript is spliced from 14 exons. The coding region runs from base 138 to 2360 and encodes 740 amino acids. NCBI's taxonomy places the organism in Eukaryota, Metazoa, Mollusca, Bivalvia, Mytilida, Mytilidae.